AUGUUUGGCCUCACUUUCAGCUACAAGUACCUUCACUUUCUGCGCUCCGCCCAGCCCGCCGAGCCCGUUUUUCCGGGUCUUCACCGAUAUUGGCUCGAGACGCCGCGUGGGCCGCUCGAGCUGCUUGCUGCCGAGCCUGACCAAGCCCAGGGCCCUGCAAUCGUGUUCUGCCAUGGUGGGAUGGGUGGUGCAUGGGUCUGGCAGGAGUACAUGACAUACCUCAAGUCCAAGGGGGUGAGAUGCUACGCUAUUUCGCUGCGCGGGCAUGGCGAUUCCUGGUGUCCACACUUUCUCCGGAUGGUUUACGGCACGACGCGCACUGAUCUUGAAAGCGACCUCGUCACAGCUGUAAACUGGGUUGAGAAACACACUGGUGAUGAGGUAGUGUUGGUGGGCCACUCCUCUGGCGGCGGACUUUCACAGGCGGUUCUUGGAGCAGGCAAGGUUCAGGCGCGUGGCCUUGCGCUCUUGGGCGCGGUGCCGGCCUUCGGCUCCACCGGUGUCUACCUCAACUGGGCGCGCCUCGAUCCAUGGUUCUCCUUGCGCAUGCUCUUUCACUUCUGGCACCCUAACUCUCCACUCUCUCAUCCCCGCCUAACCUACGCGGCAUUUUUCGGCCCGUCCUUCCCUGAGGACCGUGUCCUGGCGUUUCAACAUCGCAUGAGUCGCUUCGAGAGCUUUUGGUGGCCGAUCUCCAUGAUGCGCCCCUUCGCCAAGGCGUCCCAGAUCCUUGCUAAAGUUUCCAGCAGGAGUGUGCUGGUCAUGGCAGGAUCCGAGGACGCUCUGAUGACGCCUGACGUGACACGCGCGACAGCUGCUUUUUACCGGGCUGAGAGCAAGGAAGUGCAAUUGGAGUUCGUCGAGGGAGCGGGCCACCACCUCCAGAACGAUGUGCAGUGGACGGACGGGGCGCAGCGCCUAUUUAUGUGGUACCAAACACUGUAA
This is a messenger RNA of Cutaneotrichosporon oleaginosum, 945 nucleotides long. RefSeq lists its product as uncharacterized. The record is from RefSeq and is a predicted model, not a curated record. Lineage: Eukaryota; Fungi; Basidiomycota; Tremellomycetes; Trichosporonales; Trichosporonaceae.